Molecule: messenger RNA, 1101 nt
Organism: Protobothrops mucrosquamatus (brown spotted pit viper)
Lineage: Eukaryota; Metazoa; Chordata; Lepidosauria; Squamata; Viperidae
Gene: LRRC46
Product: leucine rich repeat containing 46
Exons: 8
Coding region: 79-1062 (327 amino acids)
Molecular function (GO): protein binding
Source: RefSeq, a predicted model, not a curated record
CGGUUGCGAAUAACCUCCCCAGUCUCUUUUUCUAGGAGACAGAUAUUCAUUUUUGGGCAUCAGGAGGAUUCAUCAGUCAUGCCAGGAGCAAAUUUACAACCCUCGACUGAAGGAGUAUACUUGACAAAAUCUCUUAUUGUCCAAAGGAAUAUGCCAGUACCAGUGGAGAAAGAGGACCCAGAGAAGAUAUCUGAAGCUCUGGCUUCUCUACAGGUCCUACGGCUGGAUAGGGAGAGAAUUAGCUGCAUUGCCAACCUGCCAGACUUAAAACAUGUCCACAGCAUCUAUUUACAACAGAAUCAAAUAAAGAAAAUUGAAAACUUAAAUUGCUUUCCAAACUUGAAGUUUUUGUCAUUAUCUGGAAAUUACAUCAACAAAGUAGAGAACCUCCAAUCUCUCCUCAAGUUGAAGUUUCUGGAUCUUUCACAGAAUUGCAUUGAUACUUUAGACAUAGAUGAGCUGCCCCUGAACCUUGCAAUCCUUGACCUGACUGGAAAUAAAUGCAGGAAUCAAAAAGGCUAUAGGGAGCGUGUGUUGGCGGCUCUGCCCCAUCUGAUAGAACUGGACAACAAAGCCAUCUCAAAGCAGAAAAUCAUACUCCAAAACAAUGAAGAGGAAGAAAAUAGCUCAGAAGAGAGUGAUUAUGAGGACUGGCCAGAGCUCUUUCAGCCACUGAGCACAGAAAAAGACUUCUUUGUUGAUCUCCAUAAUGAAUUCAGUAGCCGCUCAGCUCAGCGGAGAGAGACAGCAAUGAGGGAACACGAAACCCGUCUGGAAGAGCUGAGGCAGCGACAGAAUCUGAGGCAGCUUGUGUUCAGCACCAGUGAAGGUGAACCCCUAAGUUUACCAGAAUCAGGAUCUUCAGUUCUAACUAAUUUAUCUCAAACUGAGAACCGUAUGGUUUUGAAUCCAUCACCACAAAGAACAGUGAUUCCAGAAGUUAAUGCAGGACUGAACAUUCCAAAGGAAAAACACGAAGGCACAACCCAGACCCAGCAGAAAAAAUCAAAAGGGAAAAUAUCUAGUGCAGCUAAAUCUGCAAACAAGAACAUAAGAAAAUGAUAUUUUGUUGAAACACUAUUUUACUUAUGUAAUUUUUUU